Ochlerotatus camptorhynchus is the source of this 1313-nucleotide messenger RNA. RefSeq names its product selenoprotein T (gene SelT). Gene Ontology annotation, molecular function: thioredoxin-disulfide reductase (NADPH) activity. The transcript has 3 exons. The record is from RefSeq and is a predicted model, not a curated record. Gene Ontology annotation, cellular component: endoplasmic reticulum membrane. Lineage: Eukaryota; Metazoa; Arthropoda; Insecta; Diptera; Culicidae. Gene Ontology annotation, biological process: cell redox homeostasis. Bases 159 to 779 code for a protein of 206 amino acids.
AAUCGGGAACGUCAAAGUGAAGUGAUUAUUGAAAAAAAAGACCUUCGGAAGAAAUUGUACAUUAUUCAAGGAAAACGCAAAUAGGCUGAGCCCGUAAUCCAAUUAAAAGUUCCACGCCUGCCACCGUUGGCGAACUAUCAAACAGUCCGAAAUCCAGGAUGUGGCCAAAAUUAAAUAUAAAAUAUUUCCCCAUUCUUACGCUACUCUGUGUGGCCAUUGUGUUCCUGAGCUUGGCACCGGUUAGCGGAAGUGCCGAAAAGGAGAUUCCUAUCACCAAGUUCAGUCAGAAUGUCGGUGGCUAUGGCGCGACGAUGACUUUCCUGUACUGCUAUUCCUGCGGUUAUCGCAAGGCAUUCGAUGAGUACUAUAACAUUAUUCACGAAAAGUACCCGGAGAUUACGAUCCGCGGUGGAAACUAUGACCCACCCGGUUUCAACAUGUACUUCUCGAAGGUCCUGCUGGUCACGAAGCUGCUGAUGAUCAUCGCUCUGAUGUCCAACUUCGACGUGUUUGGAUUCCUUCGACAGCCGAUGCCUUCGUGGUGGCGCUGGUGUACCGAUAACAAGUUGUACGCCUGCAUGAUGAUCUUUUUCCUUGGAAAUAUGCUGGAAGCGCAGCUUAUAUCAUCGGGCGCGUUUGAAAUUUCGCUGAACGACGUUCCGGUUUGGUCCAAGCUGGAAACGGGUCGCAUUCCUGCCCCUCAGGAGCUAUUCCAGAUCAUUGAUAGCCAUUUGCAGUUCUCCGAUAAGAUUGAGCAGAAUCCUGAUUUUGUCAAAUAAGUUCACUCCGGACCCACAACUAUUGGGCUGCUACUCGCUGAACUACUGUAGUAGUAGUAGUAGGGUUUCACUAUUUUCAAGUCAUUGCUCAUAUUGUAAAAUUAGUUGGGAUUUUAAUGUUAAGUGACUUUUCGUGUUUUUUUUUUUGUUUAAUUCAGCUAGUCUUUUGAGCUAAAAGAUAACCAGAAGCAAUCUAUUUCCUACUUUUUGCUGACCAUUUAGUAGAUUUCUUAUUUUCUAGCGAUUAAUAUGUGUUCCAAUCAACUUGAUGCUAAUUGUUCUAUAUUUUAAAACUUAAAAAUCUGAUAAACUAUUGUCGAAAACGAUAAACUAUUUGCAAGUCAUUACCAAAAAAAUCUUAAGGGUGAAUCAAACAUAUUGGAAGUAAUUUGUAAGGAAUGUAAUAUGUUACUCGUUGUGGAGGAUUGUAAAAUGAAAACAUUUUGGUACGUAGUGAAACUCAGUAAUCAAUAAUAAAGAUCAAGGGUAUGUAUAAAGUGAAGGUAAAAUUUGAGAAUAAACAAAUCGAAAUAA